Messenger RNA from Chironomus riparius, 4393 nucleotides. NCBI's taxonomy places the organism in Eukaryota, Metazoa, Arthropoda, Insecta, Diptera, Chironomidae. The record is from the annotation of a GenBank genome assembly.
UAGAGAUCGUAAAUAAAAUUUAAGAAGGAAAAAAAAUUGUAUAUUUUCGUUAAAGUUUCAUGAUAAACCUUUCAGUUUGUAUUUGAAAUUGCUUUAGUUCGGAUCGGAUCUUGAGUGAACAUUUAUUUCUGGUGAUCAGCUGCAAACUUAUCAAUUAUCUCGCUUGAUAUAUUUGUGAAUACAUAAAAUAUUAGUGGACAUAUUUAAAAAAUAAAAAAAAAUUUAAAUUUACGAGAAAAUAUUGUGUCUAAAAUAGAACAUAUGAGACAAUAGACCAUGGAAGAGUUUGCGCUAUGUUGGAAUAAAUUAAAAUUUGCUGAAAAUUUAUCGUCCGGCUUUCAAAGUCUGUUCGAUCGCGGUGAUUUUGUCGAUUGUACAAUCGCAUGUGAUGGUCAAUUAUUGCAAUGUCAUAAGCUCGUGUUGGCAAUAUGUAGUCCAUAUUUUAGGGAAAUAUUCAUGAAUAAUCCAUGUAGACAUCCAAUCAUAAUUCUCAAAGACGUAACAUUCUCCAUAAUGUCGGAGCUUUUACAAUUUAUGUAUCAAGGAGAGGUGAACGUAAAACAGGCGGAAUUACAAGCAUUCAUGAGCAUUGCAGAAUCGUUACAAAUUAAAGGUUUAGCAACAAACAGUGGCAGCAACAAUAGUAACAACAAUGGCACGAACAAUAACAAUAAUAACAGUACCAGUAACGGUAAUAAUAGUACAAUGAGAGGCAGUGAAGCGAUGAACUCAUCAUACAGUCAAUUUCAUUCGAACAAUGUCAGUGGUGGUGGUGGUACUGCCAAUAAUGCCGGAGUUCAUCGUAAUCAUAAUCAACAUCAAUUCAAUUCCGCAGGAAGUCAUACGGAAAAUCAUCGACAAACAACAUCAACGCCUCUGUCGACGACAUCAUCGAUUGAUUGUGGAAAUCAUGCGAUGAAAGGAGGUAAACACAUGAGUGGUGAGAGUUCAACACCCCAAACGGCAACACCCUUAUCAUCAUCGUCAUCAUUCGUACAGAAGCGUACGAUUGAUCAAAUUAGUGAGCAACAGCAGCAACGACAAAGUCAAAUGAAAAUGAAACGAACUGUACAUGAUGUCAGUGAUAGCGACAUGAAUGAUUCAAUUGAUAAUAUGACAUCUGAUGAUAUUUUCUUACCAGCAUCGAUGCAGCCACAAGUGACAAUUAAUGAAUCUCCACGAUUCGAUGCGAAUUGUGUAAAGCGUGAGAAUAGCAAUGAUGUCAUUCGACCACAGAGUCCUGGAAAUAUCUAUAGAAAUUCUUAUCAUAGUUCCAAUUCUAUGCAAAAUACUUCCUUUCCAUAUUUUCCGGAUUUCUCCCCGAGCGACUUAUCAAACAGCAAUAACCUUAAUGACUUGAGUAAAUCGCAUAUGGAAGUGCCACCAGGUACUCACAACACAAGCCUUACUAACGUAACGAUGCUUUCUGCUACCUCAUUACUCCAUAACUCAAUGAUAUUUAAUCGAAACAAUACGGUGGCGACACAACAGGGCAUGAAAACUUAUUGGCUAUGUCGCUCUUAUCGCCUAACAACCUGUCGAGCACGCUGUAUUACCCAUCAGGGACAGCUGAUAUCAACGACCGGCCAGCACAAUCAUCCACCACACGUUAAAGGUGGUGCAGCAUCAACCUUAACAACUCCAACCAUGAUGGGAGCAUCAAAUAAUUUCAAAAUGGAGGACACGAGUAGUGCAUUUGGUCACCAACAUCAAAUGUCAAAUCAAAUGCAAGGCAUGUCAUCAACAGCAAAUUUGACAAUGAUAAAUCAGCAACAGCAACAACAGCAAAGCAUGAAUAAUUUUGCAAUUCCAACAAAUAAUAAUAACAACAGCAGUUCAAGCAAUUUUUCCAUGUCAAACAUUCUCAGUCCUACACUAUCCGACAUUGAUCCAAUUCUAAUGCAUGCAGCAAAUCAAUUGGAUAGCAAUAUUCAAAUAACACCAAUUAUAAAUGCAUCAAUAGAUGAUUUAAACAUGAAUCCACUGGACAGUGAUAUCACAAUACACGAUACAUCAAAUAUUCAUAAUAUUGCAAUUACUACUGCUAAUAAUUGAUAUAUCUACACAUGCGGAUGUAGUGACAAAAAAUCGCAAUUGUUCAUGAUAAUUAUACGAAUUUACUAUGUUUAUCCUGUUUUAUAUUUUUCGAAUUUAUAAAUUUUUUAUAUCUACAUAUAAUAUCAAUUUUGCAAUGAAUGAUGAUGAUAAUGCUGAUAUACUUGUUUAAAAUGAAAUGAAAAUACUCGAUUCUCAUUCAAAAAUAUUCAAAUUUUAAUUUUUUGAAUGGAAAAUCAAUUUAAAAUUUAAAUGUGAAAUGAAAAUGAUUGAAAUUUUGUGAGAUUUUUGUAGAAUUACAUGAUUAAUUUUUGACUCAAUGAAGAUUUUUAACAAGAGAAACUUUCAACUGACCCCUAAGUCUAACUCCCCCACACACACACACAAACAAAUGUCAAAUUGCUUCUAAAAAGCCAAAGGCUGAAUCUUCUUUUAAUCCCAAAAAAACAUAAAUUUCUAAUAAUUUCAACUUUCACCCAGCCUAGAAUCUCCCUUUUCUUUAAAUAAAGGUCGUCAAAUACUAAACAACAUCUACAAUUUAUUAAAAAUAUGUUCCCAUUUUUUUGCAACUUAAUAUAUUCCACAAACCAAACAUGCUGACAAAAAUCUCCCAAAAUUAAAUAUUAUCAAAAAAAAAUCAUUUUACAUAAAAUACCUUAAAAAUAUAAAUAUAUCUCAACUUAACCAUAUCUCUCUAUUAUAUUUCACCAUAUUUCCUUAUAUUUAAGCAGCAGUCCUACCAGGCGAGAGGUGGUUCAAUGGCAAAUUACAAUUUAUGUUGAGUCAACGAGGUAAACCGCUGCUCGUACAUGAUGGCUUUUCAUUUGGAAUUCAAUACAUCCGUAAGGAUAAAAAAUAUUGGCAAUGUAAUUUAUCACGAAAAUACAAUUGUAAGGCACGUGUUACAACGACAGACGCAGGCGAUAUAAUUGUUACGAAUAAUGAACAUUGUCACACCGAAAUCCGUCAACAUUUGAGGAAGGACUAUAAAAUGAAUAAACUACAAGCACAAUUGAGCAAUCAAUUGAAUAAUCAUCACAUGAGUUUUCAGAUCGGUGAUAGAAAAAUCAAUUUGGGAACUUACAUGGACCAUGUUGCUAAUGCUGCUGCUGCUGCUUCGUCAACAAAUUGUCAACCCUCAAUAUCCUCAAUCUCAACGACACAAACGUCAAUCAUGCCUCGACAAAUUACAACAACGAAUUCAUUCCCGAAAAACUUAUCACUUCGAUCGCCAUUAGUCACACCACCACCGACAGAAACUUCACCACCUUCACUGCCAAUAAAACGACGUGAUUCAAAUGAUUCACCCUUACAACGUUCAUCACACGAUUGAUGACUUUUAUGUCUUAAUAGCAUAAGUUUAUUUUAAUUUUUUUUGUAGCUUUUAAUUAUUGUAAAUGAAGCAUCAAGUUGGAAAUUGUGUGGUGCCGCCAAAAAAUCAGUGAACUGUGAAAUGUUAAAACCAAAAAUGGCAAUAGUAAUUAAAAUAUCAUCGCCUGAAAAACGACAAGUUCAAGGCUUUUGUGGCUGCCAUGACAAUCUCACAUGUUAAUCCAAAAAUACCACAAAAUUAUACCAAUUUAUUCACGAGGAAAAUAAAGCUUAAGACUUUAUAACUGUCAACUAAUGAGAUAAUCUCUAAUUAAAUUAGUUUGAUGAGAAAUUUUAGAAAAUGUGCUUUGUGAAUUUAAAUGAAAAUGUCAAGAUAAAGUUGAGUUCAAGGUUUUUUCUAUUUUGAUUUAAUUGGAAAAUGUCUGAAAAAAUUUAAAUUUUGCUGUAAAGAUUUUAGAACUUCAUAUCCUUAAGACCAGUUUUGGUCAACUUUUUUUGUGCCACGGCACACCUUUAUUGUAAGCUAUGACAUCCGAUUCAUUAGAUUUCCGAAAAAAAUUCGGCACACUAUUGUAUCACAGCACAAAGUUUGGCUAUAACUGCUUUAGACACAUGCUUGGAGUCAAAAACAAACGACCCCAAAAUAUUUAAAAUUUUCAAUAAUUUAAGAACACCAGCACCAAACUAAAAUCACUCAUAUCCUCACACAUAAAUUUUAGUAAUUGAUUGACAUGUUUUUGCCUCAGCGUGCCAUAAAUUCAGACGUCACUGAUUGCCAUAAAUAAAAAAUGCUUCACAAAAAAAACUACUCAAUAUGAAAACCAAAUUUAAACCUUUUGACUUUGUAAAAUACUCGAAAAAUAUUGAAAUUUUUGAAUAAGUUUUAUAAGCAAUGAGAAUUUUAUGUAAAUAAGUUUUAUAUAAUCCAAAGUUAUUUGUUAUGGAACAAAAUAUUUUUUAAUGUUGGGAAUUUAUAAAAAAAAAAUUAAUAAAUUAAGUUUUAUAA